This is a messenger RNA of Pelobates fuscus (common spadefoot toad), 8092 nucleotides long. It is a transcript of the gene SETX, whose product is annotated as senataxin. The record is from RefSeq and is a predicted model, not a curated record. NCBI's taxonomy places the organism in Eukaryota, Metazoa, Chordata, Amphibia, Anura, Pelobatidae. Gene Ontology annotation, molecular function: transcription termination site sequence-specific DNA binding; helicase activity. The transcript has 25 exons. Gene Ontology annotation, biological process: termination of RNA polymerase II transcription. Bases 192 to 7880 code for a protein of 2562 amino acids. Gene Ontology annotation, cellular component: nuclear body.
UUCCGGGUAGGAGGACCAGACGGGGCUGCUGUGCAGUGAAUGUAAGCUGGAGGCGGUUGAGCGCGAGUCCCCGGCUUCAGGCACACCGUGUAGGCCUCGGGCCAAAAGGAGGGGAGUGUGGGAAGGCUCCUGGCCCGGCUCCUGUCAUGUCGGAGGAGGGUGGCUGAGAGACGUGACAAAGAAGCAGAACAAUGAGCACGUGCCGUUGGUGUACUCCUGGCGGUUCUGUAACCGUCGACCUUUUGAAUAAGUAUGCAGCAGGGGAGUUGCACGGCACAGAUCUUCUUGGAGCCAAUGAUGACCUCUGUUACUGUAUGGAGUGUGUUCUGGAAUACCACCGAGCACGAGAUGGAUCUCCAAAUUUGCACAAGACGCUGUGGAAUCUGGAAACAUCCCGUGUCAUUGCCCAGCUCGAGAAAUCUAUGCAUGAAGAGAUAGACGAAGAUGAUGAGCUCUUCUUCGUGGACGAAGAUGGAGAGAAACCGAUUUUUGGGUACACAGGCCCUAACUUUGAAAGCAAUGUUCGAGUACCACUUCUGGAAUCUCUCAAGUAUCCUUAUUUAUUACUCAACCAACGAGUCAGUGAGCUUUGCGUUGAAGCAUUGUGUAAGAUGGAACAAGUCAACAAUCCUUUUCAGGUGUAUGAGAAACUUGCCGGGGUGUAUUUACUAUUGGUACAUCCAAAUGAAAAUAUUCGACGUUGGGCCAUCUUGACUGCCAGGGCCCAAGGAAAGGUAGAACGAGAUGAUUACUAUGACUUGCAGGAAGUCUUCACCUGUCUCUUUAAGGUUAUUGAGCUGGGUCUCUUUGAAAACCCUGAUAUCUACAGCACAGAGCUAGAGCAAGGAAAGCUAAUACUUUUGCCUCCGCACUUGUAUGAUGUAAACAACUACAAAAACUACUGGCUGGGAAUUUGCAUGCUUUUGACAGUCCUCGAGGAACAAGCCAUGGAUUCAUUAUUGCUGGGACCAGACAAACAAAACUUUUUGCAGUCCAUUCUUCACGUCAUGGAAAAGUACACUGAAGAUGAAAAGCUUAAUCCCUUCUGGCCAGCCCUGCAUUGUUUUAUGAUGAUUCUUGAUCGUUUGGGAUCCAAAGUGUGGGGGCAACUGAUUGAUCCUAUCCAAGCAUUUCAAACAAUCAUCUCAAGUCCCAGUUAUAACAACGAGAUUGAAAACGUUCGGGCAAGCUACAAUAGGCCAAGUAAGAGUGAGCCAGACCCUAGUGAUGAUGAAGACCUUGUAACAUGUAGCCAGAUGGUGUACAGUUUUAACACAGAAAAGAAAAAAAAGGAUACAGGAUGGAAAAAGGCAAUUUGUCCUGACUACUGUCCUAAUAUGUAUGAAGAAAUGCAAUGUCUUGCCAACGUACUACAGUCUGAUAUUGGUCAAGACAUGCGAAUCCACGAUAGCACUUUCUUGUGGUUUGUUCCAUAUGUACAGUCUGUCAUGGACCUGAAGGAUCUGGGGGUCGCUUACAUCAUUGAAGUGAUCCACCACUUGUAUUCAGAAAUAAAAGACGUAUUCAAUCCGAGAAAUCCACAGUCUGAUAAGGUUACCGAACUUUUCAUUCUGGUUUUGGUGUCGAUCAUUGAACUCCACAGAAAUAAAAAGUGCCUUCAUUUACUUUGGGUAAGCUCACAUAAGUGGGUGGAAGCCCUUGUGAAAUGUGCCAUGCUUCCUACCAAAGAUCAGCAGCUCAGGAGUAACUCAAGAAUAUCCUCAAAUUCAUUCUUGCCAUUGUCUCCCACCUCUCAGUCAGGAUCUUCUGUCCAGUAUUCUUGUAUGCUGUUGAUUCGAAGCCUAUUGCGAGAAGGUUACCAGCUUGGCCAGCAAGCAGCUUGUAAACCAUAUCUGGACAAACUGAAUCUCCUCAUUCGGGCAAACGUAUGUCGAACUCUAGAGCUCAGCAAACCUGAAGCUCAAGGUUUACAAAUGUGCUUGACGCAGAUUAUUAAAAGCAUAAAGGACAAAGUAUCAUUAAGUCCUAACUCUCAUUUAGAGCAGGUUUUAACGAACAAAACACAGUCUGUACCCUUCAUAAAGAUUGAAAGGAUGGAAGAGGAUGACGACAUAUGGUACGGCUCAAGCUGCACUUCUUCACUUCACCCUGUUGUAAAUUCAUCAUUGUGUGUGAAAAAUGAACUUCCGGAAUCAAGAACAUCAGAGGAAAAGUUGGAUCCUUCUACACCAGGCUGUAGUUCUGUUACCACAAUUAAUGUCAAAAAGGAAAUUCCUGAUAGCAUAAAAUAUGUAUCUUCUGCCCAGAAUGGGUGUUCUUCCACUGUGCUGCCAAAUAUAAAAUCAAAAAAAGACCUAAGUGGUUGGCAAUCCAAAUUAUCUAAGGUAAUGGAAAAGACUUUACUUCCGAAAAGUAAAAGAGUGAUUUCCGCCGAUGAGCAAAACACUAAUGGUAGUACAUAUAAGAGCCAAUCUAAAACACUGCUGCCUCUUAAAGUACAAGUUAAAACAGAGCAAUGUGACCAGUGGCUCAUAAAACCCAAGGAUGUUAAAAGUGAGAACUUUACUCCAUCAGAUCUAAAAAGAAAGUUGAGGGAAGAAGAUGACGAUGGCUCUACUGUAGCAAGACCACUGGAAAGGCUGUCACUGGAGCCCAAGAGCCCAGAAAUGAUGUCCGUUUCAGUAAAGGAAUUUACUUUAGAUCAGGAAAAUAAAUCAUUGGCUUCUGAUAAACCACAAAAUAACUGUAGACCAAGCUCGACAAGUAUUGAUGAUCCUGGGGAGGCAGAGGAUGACGAUGAUAUUCCUUUGACUGAGAUUAAGAAAAAAUUGUUAAAAAGCCACACAAAAACUUUGAAAAGAACAAAUUCACAAGUGGAUCACGAUCUUGACCAUUUGUCUUUAGCAGCCCAUGCUAAGGUUCUGAGUUUUCCUGGUGACUCAAGCCAGGACACAUCUUCACAAGAGCCCUCCCAAAUUGAAAGGAAGGUUAAGGGAGCAAUGAGAUCUUCGGUCAUUGACGAUUCUUCAUCUGAUACAGACACAUCUUCAAAUCAGGUCAUAACGAUCUCAGACAACUCUUCUGAGGACGAAAUAAAGCCAUUCAUUAUGAGUAUAAAAAAAGAAAAAAAUAAAGACUGGUCUGCCAGUUCUCCACCUGAAGUUUCCAAACUGGGAAAUGAAGUCCAAGUAAAACCCGAACCGUCUUCUUCAACUUGUGAUGAAUACAAUUCACAGCUCUUUGAGUUUGAAACACAAGAUGACAUAUUUUCUGUUUGGGGAGACUCUCAGGUUGACCAAAAAUCUUCAUCUCCUGAGCAAGCAAUAAAAAGUUCAAACCAAAGUCCCGAGACCAACAAACCAACAAAUAGUAAUGGCUUUGAUCUGAGUGCUGAUUUCAACCAGUGGGGUUAUGACACCGACUAUAUUUGUGAUGAAGUAAUUGAGAAAGCAGUAGAAGAUGCAGAGAAACAGUUUAAGUUGUCUAUGACCUCUACAAACAAAAAAGAGCCUAAAGAUGAAAAGUGUUGUGAAAAGAACUCAAGUGAAAGGUUCAGCUCUAAACAGUUCUAUGGCAAACAUUCACAUAAAUCAAAUAAGUGGAAGUCUCUGGCUGUUCCAAAGAAGGAGUCAUUGUCUCCAGAAGCAUCUCUGAGCAGAAAAUCAGAAACUACUAUUUCUCAGAAAAUAAGUAAAUCAAAAGCACACCGAACAAAAAGUCCUGUCAAGGCACGUUUAGAAAAUAGAAAACACAGCAGUCCCCGUAAACCAACACUUGCUGUGGUUCCUCCCCAAAAAAUAAGAGUUUGUCCUGAGCCAGCCUCGACUGCAGAAAGACUUGGUUUGAAAAAAGCACCGCGCAAAGCUUUUGACUUGUCACAGCGGUCUCUUGAUAGCUUGGCAGAACUACGGGACUAUGGCAAAUCAGCAGGAAAGUUUAAGCCAGACAGACAAAAAACAAAGCUCAUCUCUCCCAAGUCUUUAUUAGUAAAAGGGAACAAGAAAUUGUUGGCUUGUCAAGAUCUUCAGUUUUACCGGCAGUCAAGACCCAAGGAGAUUAAAACAGGACAGAACGAGACUAAGAAAGCAAAACAGACAAGUGUACCCGAGAAACACAAUAGAAAGGUUAAUGAGGCAAAAGAAACCAUGACAAGGGACAAUAACGAGACUGAAAGUUUUUCUGUCCAAAGUAAACUCAAGCACAGGAAUAGCACUGAGACAAAUCCCAGCAUGCCAGGGAAAGAAGAACAAAAGGUUGGAGAAUUUACUUCAACUAAAAAUAGUGAUUCUGCUGAUUUGAAGCAGAACGUUACUGAUGAUACAUUGACAGAAAUAGUUAAGAAGGCUUCUUCACCGAAUGACCAUGCUAUUUCUUCUCUGUCUUCAACUGUGAAUGAUUUCACUAAUAACAAAGGGGAGGAGGAGGAGGAGGAGGAGGAGGAGGAGGAGGAGGAUGAUGAUGAUGAUGAUGAUGAUGAUGAUGAUGGUCUUCAGUUAACCCAAGCUGACCCUGUUGACAUGGAGGUAUGUUCUCAAGAAGAAUAUGACAUCGAAAUGGGGAUUUUUGAAGACAAUGAAAAAUGUAACAUUGUCGAGUCUUCAGCAUCCGUUCCCGAGACUACUGAGAAACAGACAUGCAAACACACAGAUUGUUCAGAGGCUCUCUUUUCUGGAGAUUAUUGUGUUAAACAUACUAUACCUGGAAAAGUAGACGAUCAUGUGUUUGCUAAACCAGGUUUGCCACCCUCUUUUCAAAAAUAUUCCAAGCCUUCUACAACAAAGAUUUUCAAUGCUAAUCACACUUCCAGGUCUGCUGCUCUCUCAAAGGAUCUUGAAAACAUCCCAAAGAUUCCUUGUGUUUCGAAGUCUAAAGCUCCAUCAUCAAAGCCCCCUGUACCAAGACCAAUCCUGCCACCUAAUGCCCAAAAGGGAACUUCGGUAACACAAAAUACAAAUAGUGUGUUGCAGCCACUGAUCAAUCAGAAUAACCUAUAUCCCCAAACGUAUUUAGCAGUUACUUCAGAAACCGGGAAGCUUCCUCAGUAUCAAACAAAUUAUCGCCCAGUACAGCAUGUCCCAGCGUGGCUUAUGAAAGAGGUUCUGCAUUGGAAGUAUGAAAUGUUUGACAAUGUAUCUCAAUUUGGACCUCCCAAGAACCUGUGCCCAUUACCCCUCCUAAAGGUCCCUCUUCUGUUUUCUGGCUAUGAAGAGUACUUCAAUGUUUUCUUUCCGCUGAUGUUGCUGAACACCUUUGAAUCUCUGGCACAGGAUUGGGUAACAAAACAGCGAUUGAUCAAUUCCCAUAUAUGCAAGCUGCAGUUACAGAAUUUCUGCCUUGAUAGUCAGGUGAAUCGUGGAGAUUUUCAAGUUUGGUUUCGGGAUGCAGACUUGAACAGUCAACGUCACCCAAAGGAAGACGACUUGGUAUUUCUAAUUACACCGGACCCCAGCAGCAGCAUUGCAGGAGACGAAUCCAGUGUGCCUUCUACACUCGUAUAUCAUACAGGCUAUGUAUCCCGCUUUACUCGUUCCCAGCGGACACAGAUGUUGGACAAGGAGCAGUAUACGCUGUGCGACCUUUGUAUCCACACUUAUGGGAACCUGUCCGGAUGCCGCAAUGAGCAAGUACAGUGCGUGGUGAUAGGAAGUUUAGUCACCACACAAAGGCAAUGCAAAGCACUGGUUCAGCUACAGAGAAACCCAUUCUUUAGGCCAAUCAUCCAUCCCAAUCCCACAGAUUUCUUGCCAAGGGAUAAAAUAACCAACCAGGUCUCCAUGUUCCCCAGCCUGAAAGAAUAUAACAGCGACCAGAGAUCUGCUAUAGAAAAAGCCUAUGCAAUGGUGAAACAGCACCCACGACUACCGAGAAUAUGCAUGAUCCAUGGGCCACCAGGCACCGGCAAAUCCAAGACCAUAGUCGGCCUCCUGUAUAGAAUUCUGACGGAGAAGAGCAACACAAACAUGCCGGAUCAAAAUCUCAAUGCCAAGAACAAAAGAAACAGAGUUUUGGUUUGUGCACCGUCCAACGCCGCCAUUGAUGACCUCAUGAAGAAGAUAAUACUGGAGUUCAAAGAAAAGUGUCAGGACAAAAAUAACACACUAGGGAACUGUGGAGAUAUAAACCUGGUACGUCUGGGGUCCGAGAGAGUGAUUUCCAGCGACGUUGUAAAGUUUAGCCUUGACUGUCAAGUGAAUUACAGAAUCAACCGAGCUCAGCAUGAUAUUGGAUUACACAAGCAGAAAGAAGCACUGGACAGGCAGCUGGAUGAGCUUUGCCGGCAAAGAGCGAUGGAAAGAUGCAACAAGAACACUUGUGAUCAGCUAGAUGAGACUAUAUCCAGACUAUCCAAGGACAGGCAGCUGCUGGCAAAUACAUUGAGAGAGUUCCGCAGGCGUCCACAAGAGCUUCAGCGCAACAUCAUCCUGGAGUCUCACGUCAUCUGCUGCACUUUGAGUACCAGUGGGGGUUUCCUUUUGGAGUCUGCCUUCCGACAGCUGGGUCAGGAGCCAUUCAGCUGCGUUAUUGUGGAUGAGGCUGGACAGUCCUGUGAAGUAGAAAACCUUAUUCCGCUUCUCCACCGAUGUUCGAAAUUGGUUUUAGUUGGAGAUCCAGAGCAGCUGCCGCCUACAGUUAUUUCUGUGAGAGCUGAGGAAUUGGGUUAUGGGCAGUCUCUGAUGUCCAGACUUUGCAAGCAUUUGCAAAGCUUAAGUACAGAGUCACCAGUCCUGCAACUAACUGUUCAAUAUCGCAUGCAUCCAGACAUCUGCCUCUUUCCAUCAAACUACUUCUAUAAACGAAUCUUGAAGACAGACAGGGCGACCGAAGAAGUCAGGUGCUCCAUAGACUGGCCUUUCCAGCCGUACAUGGUGUUUGACGUGGUAGAUGGCUUUGAGAAGAAAGAGAGAGAAUCAUUUUCAAACCCUCAGGAGAUUAAAAUGGUAGUAGCACUUAUGAAACUUAUUAAAAGCAAGAAGAAGGAGUUUAGCUUCCGGAACAUUGGCAUUAUCACUCCAUACCGUGCUCAGAAGAUGAUGAUCAUCGAAGAGCUCAGGAAAGCAUUUGGAAAUGACCCUAUCCCAGGGGAAGUGGACACAGUAGAUGGUUUUCAGGGUCGACAGAAAGAUUGUGUUAUUGUGACAUGUGUCCGUGCCAACUCCACUCAAGGUGCUAUAGGGUUUCUUGCAAGUCGCCAACGUCUGAAUGUUACGAUCACUAGAGCCAAGUUUAGUCUUUUCAUCUUGGGCAGUCUCAGAACCCUUAUGGACAAUGUGGACUGGAAUAAUCUGAUCCAAGACGCACAGAAACGCGGUGCCCUUAUUAGAACUAAAGAGGAGACCUACCAGAAAGAUGUCAAUAAAAUCAUCAAGCUCAAACCUGUUGUUCAGCGUCCAUCUUUCCAUUCAAGCUCUAGACCUGAUGAUAGAAGUCGACAUAACUUAUCUCACACCCCUCAAAACAAACUACUAAGGGAGCCAAAUAAGCCUCCACGAAAUGUUCAGCAACCAACACAUAGGCAGCCUAUGGCACACCAGGCUGUGGACCACAGAAGGGAUCCAAUUAAAAACUUGCUUUGCACCUCUGUUGUUCCAACACCAUCUUCAGUUCCAACACCACCUUCAGCCACUAGAGAGAAGCCAAAAGACCCCAGGUUGGCACGUCGGCAGAAUAGCACAAGUGAACCACAGGGGAGCAAUGCUUUACAAGGGGAUUCUCCAUACAGUUCUACUGUAAAUCGUGAGCACCAUGGUAACCAUUACCCACCAUCUGCACCUUCAAUAACAGACAAUAGACAACCUCAGUAUCAAAACCCUGGAUCUGUCAACCGGGGUCAUGGACACUACUACAGAGACAGAGAUUAUCGAAUGCAAAACCCAAUCUCUGAAGCGGGCCACGAGGCCAAGAAGAGAAAGAUCCUCUAACUGGCUUUUCCUCAUGGUCUUCUAAUUGGCAGGACAUUGAAGUAAAAAAAACAAAACAAUACUGUUCUGUUUUGUAAAGUACUCCAAACCUUUGUAAUUAACCCUUUCUAUGCAAGAAUUCGAAAAGGGAAGGAAUCCCAGGUUCACCAAAAAAGUCAUUACCUGUUGAAACAAAUGGGAUUAUUGUAUAAUAAAUGUAAUUACUAGUGUAA